AUGGCCGCCACUCUCCCCCUAGACACACAAAGGCUCGCUCAAAGGGGAGAAGCAGCCCAGCUAGCCGCCGAUCUAACGAGCUACCCCGCCUCGAAUCUCGACAAUGGCUUCUUAGCAGUCACUCCGCCCAUCGAGGCCGAGCACGACGCGUGGGAUCUAGCCGCCUCGCUAGAGCCCAUCGACAAGAAUGCCAAGCCCUUAGUGGCCAUCAUUGGCGUUGGAUACGUCGGUACACACCUAUUCGAGGUGUUCUCGCGGGAGUAUAACACCCUGGGCUUCGAAGUCUCCGAGAGGCGAGUCCAGGACCUCAAGUCGUGCUUCGAGGGCAACCAACGCGUUUCCCUGACGAGCACUUCGCGCCAUCUACACACGGCCACUCACUUCCUCAUAUCGGUUCCCACGCUGUUGCUGCCGGACAAGAGCGUCGACACUUCGUACCUCCGGAGCGCGCUUAAGACGGUGGCCGCUCACGCCCGCCCGGGCUCUACGGUAGUCAUCGAGAGCUCCGUGGCUAUUGGCAUGACGCGCGAUCUGCUCGGGCCCAUUGCCAAGAUACGGGGGUUUUACGCCGGCAUGUCACCGGAGCGAGUCGACCCAGGCCGCACCGAGCCGCCGGCUUACGCCAUACCCAAGGUCAUCUCGGGCCUCGACGACGUCGUUCCGGGGUCCCUCGAGGCGAUCCGGGCGCUAUACACUCGUGUCUUCGACCGCAUCGUGCCCGUGUCCAAGCCCGAGGUAGCCGAGAUGACCAAGCUGUACGAAAACUGCCAGCGCAUGAUUGGCAUCGCGUACGCGAACGAGAUGGCCGAGGCAGCAAGGGCCCACGGCAUCAACCCCUACGAGGUGUGCCAGGCCGCGAGCACCAAGCCCUUUGGCUACACGAGCUUCUUCCCGGGCGUCGGUGUCGGCGGCCACUGCAUACCCGUCAAUCCCCAUUAUCUACUGUCCAACAGCUCGUUCCCCUUGCUUGCCGCCGCAAGCGAGGUCAUGACACGCCGGCCGGCCACCCUCGCCGCCCGGGCGGUCGAGGAGUUGACCAAGGACAGGAGCAACCAUGGCCGCAAGCCCCGUGUUCUCGUCGUGGGCAUCGGCUUCAAGGCCGGCCAGUCGACGCUCAGCAACUCUCCCGGCCUCGAUCUCAUCAAGCACCUGUCCUUGCACGGCAGCGUCCAGGUCCAGUUCGCCGACCCGCUGGUCCGGCAAGAGGACGUGCCUCAAGUCUCUCGCCUGGCCGAUUGUGACUGGAACAGGAAGAUACUCGCGUGCUUUGACAGGAUCAUUGUCACCAUGCGUCAGGUUGGGCUCGACUUUGGUUUGCUCGACGACAUUCCGGAUGUGCAUGUUGAGUGGUAG
Messenger RNA from Hirsutella rhossiliensis, 1353 nucleotides. RefSeq names its product UDP-glucose/GDP-mannose dehydrogenase family, central domain-containing protein. The record is from RefSeq and is a predicted model, not a curated record. Gene Ontology annotation, molecular function: oxidoreductase activity, acting on the CH-CH group of donors, NAD or NADP as acceptor; NAD binding; oxidoreductase activity, acting on the CH-OH group of donors, NAD or NADP as acceptor. The transcript has 2 exons. The coding region runs from base 1 to 1353 and encodes 450 amino acids. Gene Ontology annotation, biological process: polysaccharide biosynthetic process. NCBI's taxonomy places the organism in Eukaryota, Fungi, Ascomycota, Sordariomycetes, Hypocreales, Ophiocordycipitaceae.